AUGAAGAAGACCGAGGAGAUAAAAAGCUCUGAAAAGAACAACAAUGUCAAAAGUCUCACUGCUCUGAUUGAGAGAUAUUGGUCUGAGCUGCUGGAGGUGAUCGGGCAGAAGCAGAAAGCAGCAGAAAAGCAGACUGAAGAGCUGAUUAAAGAGCUGGAGCAAGAAAUCACUGAGCUCAAGAGGAGAGAGUCUGAGCUGGAGCAGCUCUCGCACACUGAGGAUCACCUGCACCUCCUACAGACUUGCUCAUCUGUGUGCAGCCUUCCACAAGUCAAGUCCUGGACCAGCAACAUUACUGAUAUGAACAUAGAUCUGAACACAGAAAUCUUUGAGAAAGCUCUCCGGGGCCUUCAGGAAAACAUCAAAAUGGAACUGAAGAAAUUCUUUGAAAUCAUCCACUGUCCACACAGACCUUCAGUUGUUCAAGAGCCUUCUGCCUCAGAUUCUGGGAGUACAGAUUCUGUUCCCUCUCAUCCUUUACUGGUGUCUGAAAGUUCUUCGGUGAUGGAGAAAAAAGAUGUUUCAGCUAUCCUGAGCACAAAGCAGGGCACUCUGACAGAAGUUUCAAAUACUACAACAAGCGAUGUUCAGACAGAAGACAAAAUCUACUUCAACAAGAGCAGCACUCCUUCACCAAAAAGAGUGGAAAAGAUUCAUAAAAAAGUUUCUUUUGCAGUGAAUGUGAUUUUGGAUCCUAAAACAGCUUACCCUAAACUCAUCCUGUCUAAGGACGGAAAACAAGUGAAGCAUAGUGGAUCCUGGAGAGAUGUUCCCAAUAACCCUGAGAGAUUUGACUCCUCUGCCUGUGUCCUAGGAAAGGAUGGGUUUUCCUGUGGGAAAAUUUAUUAUGAGGUUGAAGUCGGUGAAAAAACUGAAUGGGACAUAGGUGUGGCUAGAGAGUCCAUUGAGAGAAAGGGGAAAGUAACAGUGUGCCCAGAGAAUGGCUUUUGGUGUAUUUGGCUAAGAAAUGAAGGUGAAUAUGUGGCUAAUGAAUCUUGCCCUGUUCCUCUUUCUCUAAAAGACAAGCCCCAGAAGGUGGGGGUGUUUGUGGAUUAUGAGGAGGGUCUGGUCUCCUUCUACAACGUGGAGACCAAGGCUCUUAUCUACUCCUUCACUGGUCAGUCUUUCACUGAGAAAAUCUUUCCAUUUUUCAGCCCUUGCAACAAACGAGGAGAUGUGAACACAAAGCGUCUGAUUAUCUACUAG
This is a messenger RNA of Sinocyclocheilus rhinocerous, 1206 nucleotides long. Its product is annotated as E3 ubiquitin-protein ligase TRIM39-like. The coding region runs from base 1 to 1206 and encodes 401 amino acids. The transcript is spliced from 5 exons. The record is from RefSeq and is a predicted model, not a curated record. NCBI's taxonomy places the organism in Eukaryota, Metazoa, Chordata, Actinopteri, Cypriniformes, Cyprinidae. Gene Ontology annotation, molecular function: protein binding.